Molecule: messenger RNA, 798 nt
Organism: Acanthosepion pharaonis
Lineage: Eukaryota; Metazoa; Mollusca; Cephalopoda; Sepiida; Sepiidae
Source: the annotation of a GenBank genome assembly
AUGCCACAAAGUCGAAAUGUAGUUGAAGGAUCCGACAUAACCGUUAACUGUGAUGUAUCUGACCGGCAGCACAUACGAGUGAACCAAAGAAAAUUCCAAAUUUUAUCUCAUUUAACCCAUGAAUUUCUUUUCGUUAUCUAUCUAUCUAUCUAUCUAUCUAUCUAUCUCAGUCCGUUCAUAUCUAUCUAUCUAUCUAUCUAUCUAUCUAUCUAUCUAUCUAUCUCAGUCCGUUCAUAUCUAUCUAUCUAUCUAUCUAUCUAUCUUAACGACUUUUCUCAAACCAUUUUGAAAUAUUUAUUUUAUCAUAAAGUUAUCAAAAGAUUAUUUAAAUUUAUGUGUUUACUCAGGAUCAACGAAACAGCAGAAGUGAUAUUAAAGCGACCCCAGAAGAAUGAUAUAAAACCUGGAUCAGACGUUAUACUUCGAUGUCAGAUAACAGGCAAUCCACCGCCUUCUAUUUUGUGGUACAGAAAUAAGUUCAGACUUUUCAACACGGAUAAAAAUGACAAAAUUAAGAUAAUGGAAGGAGAUUCCCGUUUGAAACUGUCACAUAUAACAUCAUCUGAAAAUGGAAUGUACUCGUGUCGAGCUGAGAACAUCGCCGGGGCACGUGAUAGUAUGGAGAAUUUCCUAUUAAACAUUAAAGAACCCGGUGCUCCUUAUCUGAUUGAGGAGAAAUUUACCCCUUAUCUGCUGAUCAAAAAAGGGCAUCCAGCUCGUCUGGAUUGUUUCAUGGUAAAUGCAACCCGUAUUGAGUGGUUUUCAAACUACGAAAAAAUAUCAAACAGCUCUCGGUGA